AUGUUAUGGAUAGAUAAAUAUAAACCAUCUUCAUUAGAUAAGAUGGAUUACCAUAAAGAUAUAUCAGCAAAUUUAAAAAAUAUGAUUAAAAGUGGUGAUUUUCCACAUUUAUUAGUUUAUGGACCAUCAGGUGCAGGUAAAAAAACAAGAAUUUUAGCAAUCUUACAAGAAAUCUAUGGAGUUAAUGUAAAUAAAUUAAAAAUUGACCAUAGAACAUUUAAACAUCCAACAAGUAGCAAGAGUAUACAAAUUACAACUAUCAGUUCACACUAUCAUAUAGAGAUUAGUCCAGGAGAGGCGGGAUCAUACGACCGUGUUGUUAUUCAAACCAUUAUUAAAGAGAUUGCACAAUCACCACCAAUUGAAAAUGCAGAUUUGGGUCCAUUCAAAAUUGUAAUUUUAAACGAAGUCGACAAACUUUCAAAGGAUGCACAACAUGCACUUAGAAGAACUAUGGAAAAGUAUGCGACAUUUUGUCGUUUAAUUCUUUGUUGUGAUAGUACUGCCAAAGUUAUUGAUCCAAUUAAAUCAAGAUGUCUCGGUAUUAGAAUACCAGCACCAACCAACGAAGAAAUAGAAAAAGUACUCAGUAAAGUUGCUCAAUCAGAGAAAUUUGAACUACCAUCAAAAUUAUCUCAAAAUAUUGCAAAUCAAUGUAAUGGUAAUCUCAGAUAUGCCCUUUUAUUAUUAGAAUCUCAAAAAGCAAAACAAUACCCUUUCCAAUCGAGUGAAAUACCACUCUUAGAUUGGGAAAAUUAUAUUUCACAAAUUGUAAAUGACAUCUUCCAAGAGCAAUCACCUGCUAAACUUUUAGUUAUUCGUGCCAAACUUUACGAACUUUUAGGCCAUUGUAUACCUCCAGAUUUAAUUUUCAAAACCAUAUGUUUGGAAUUAUUUAAAAAGUUAGAUCAAGAUUUAAAAUUUGAAGCAAUUCACUGGGCAUCUUAUUAUCAACAUAAAUCACAACUUGGUUCAAAACCAAUUUUCCAUUUAGAAGCAUUUAUUGCAAAGUUUAUGAGUAUUUAUAAAAAUCGUCUUCAAAAAAAUUAG
This is a messenger RNA of Dictyostelium purpureum, 1050 nucleotides long. Its product is annotated as replication factor C subunit. The coding region runs from base 1 to 1050 and encodes 349 amino acids. Gene Ontology annotation, cellular component: nucleus; DNA replication factor C complex. The transcript has 3 exons. NCBI's taxonomy places the organism in Eukaryota, Evosea, Eumycetozoa, Dictyosteliales, Dictyosteliaceae. Gene Ontology annotation, biological process: DNA repair; DNA-templated DNA replication. Gene Ontology annotation, molecular function: DNA binding; DNA clamp loader activity; ATP hydrolysis activity. The record is from RefSeq and is a predicted model, not a curated record.